AUGGCUUCUCCUUCGAGAAUCCCAUCCGAACAGCCUCCCAGGUCUGCUUCGCCCUCGAGCUUCCGACCUCGAUCGAUUUCGGCUUCGGUCCCUCGAGCUGAUUUGACAGCGCGUCUUGCUUCUCCCAUCCCGUCACAACUACUUGGAACUACACCUCCCAGGGGAGGCUCGCCACGACCCGAUGCAGCUCCACGUGCCGAGAAUCUCGAGGAUUUGUCCCAGUUGCCUGGGAGCGGGACCAGCGCUCAAGGACCUGGCGUAUCUGCUCUCGCCGCUGCACUCUCCAACUCUCUAGGCCAGUCUCCUCCGCGACAUGGCACUCCCGCAGCUCGCGUUGCUACUCCCCCGAUUCGCUCACAGUCUCCUCUGCUCGGCGGUCGAAAUUCGGGCACGCCGACCAACUAUGGAUCUUUCAAUUCACGGUCACAAAAUGCGCUGGGCACCAGUGCACCUUAUGAAGAUCCUGAGAUUGUCAAGCGUCAUCUAGUCCAACCCUCGGAUGAGAAUCCGGGUUCAGAAGAGUCAUCGAUUCAAGGUAAUUCGAAGGGCAAGCAGCCAGCCGAAAUCGGCGGUGCCGGACUAGGCGAGGACGAGUUUUCCAGCCUGAAGUUGCAGGGAGGUGAUGUGACUCGAGGUAUCUACAAGUGGACCGAACAGGCAGAAGCGAGAGCCAAGUACAACCGCAGCAAGAGCUUCGAUUUGGGACGGCCUGAGCCCGAGGCGGAGGUACUUGACAUCAACUCGAUAAAGGUGCCCGGCGGCUUCCGAAGAAACCAUCUCCGUCGCAACGUCCAAAGCCCUGGUCCUCAUGGUCAUCCUGAGGACGGCCACGCCUCUCCUGCGCCGGGCCAGCAAAGAUUAUUCACCUCAAGCUUCCUCGAAUUUUUGACAAUUUAUGGCCACUUCGCUGGUGAGGAACUGGAGGAGGAUGACGAAGACUUAGGACCGAACGAGUACUUCUCAUCGGGAGAAGACACAGACGAGUACAACUCCGACGACGAGCGGGAGCCUAUGGAGGAUAGUGCCUUGUUGACACCUUCAAGACGCAGACGCAAGCGCAAGGUCCGUGGUGGCACUGGAAACAAUAGCCCCAUGAACGCAGCCUUGCUGCUUCUCAAGUCCUUUGUCGGUACUGGUGUCCUCUUCCUUCCUCGAGCCUAUCUCAACGGAGGUAUGCUCUUCAGCAACCUGAUCCUCUUUGGCGUUGCCGCUCUGAGCUACUACUGCUUUGUGCUUCUCGUACAAACACAGCUCAAGGUUGGAGGCUCUUUUGGUGAUUUGGGUGGUGCACUUUACGGAAAGCAUAUGCGCACCCUUAUUUUGGCCUCUAUUGUCAUCAGCCAGAUUGGUUUCGUUGCCGCUUACACUGUAUUCACUGCCGCCAAUUUGCAGGCCUUUGUCAGGGCUGUUUCCGACUGCAAGUCCUCAAUCAGUAUCCAAUGGCUCAUUCUUAUCCAGAUGCUCAUCUUCCUGCCAUUUGCUCUUCUAAGAGAUAUUGGAAAGCUGGCAUUUACUGCUCUAGUCGCGGAUGCCUUUAUUUUGAUUGGCCUAGCUUACCUUCUGUACUACGAUAUUCUGACUCUCAACGCCAACGGUAUCUCCGAUAUCAUCAUGUUCAACAAGAAGGACUGGACCUUGUUCAUCGGAACUGCGAUUUUCACCUUUGAAGGCAUUGGUCUUAUCAUUCCUGUCCAGGAAUCGAUGAGACACCCUCAAAAGUUUCCUCGGGUUCUUCUUAUCGUUAUGAUUAUCAUCACAGUCCUCUUCAUUGGCAUGGGUGCCAUCUCUUAUGCUGCCUACGGUUCUCACACAGAAACUGUUGUCUUGCUCAACUUGCCUCAGGACAACAAGAUGGUCAACGGAGUUCAGUUCUUGUACUCUGUUGCCAUUCUGCUUUCUACACCAUUGCAGAUCUUCCCCGCCAUUCGUAUCGCUGAAACAGAGCUUUUCACUCGAAGUGGCAAGUAUAAUCCUUGGGUCAAGUGGCAGAAGAAUGUCUUCCGUUUCUUCGUGGUGAUGCUUUGCGCUGCCAUUGCUUGGCUCGGUGCCGACCAUCUGGACAAGUUUGUUGCACUCGUCGGUAACUUUGCCUGCAUUCCACUUGUCUUUAUCUAUCCUCCUAUGCUUCAUUAUAAGGCGAUUGCCCGCACGAAGUUUUGGAAGGUGGCCGACAUCCUGCUCUGUAUCUUUGGAUUCAUCGCAAUGGCGUACGCUACCACACUUACUGCGAUGAGUUGGGCCACUGCUGAGCCUAAGCAUCCGGGAUACUGUGACGAGAAGGGAACAAUGGUUGGGUUCUGA
Molecule: messenger RNA, 2301 nt
Organism: Fusarium mangiferae
Lineage: Eukaryota; Fungi; Ascomycota; Sordariomycetes; Hypocreales; Nectriaceae
Product: putative AVT3-involved in amino acid efflux from the vacuole
Exons: 2
Coding region: 1-2301 (766 amino acids)
Biological process (GO): amino acid transmembrane transport
Molecular function (GO): amino acid transmembrane transporter activity
Source: RefSeq, a predicted model, not a curated record